UUGUGAGUUUUGGCCACUGCCCUUUGGAUGAUGUUUGAGGAUUCCUAAAAAUUCUUGUUUAAGUUUUCAAAGUGAUUGUGCUUUUGCAUUAAGACAAAGUAUACGAGCCCGUCGAGAGUUUGCCUUGUUGACUAAUUUUGGUUGACGCAAAUACCAAAGUCAAAGGUUUAUAGCAUAAUCAUAUCAACAUAUGUUUAGAUCAAAAUAAAGUACACAUUUGCUGUUCUUUUUUUGGUAAACAAAUUACAUAUAUAACUACAUCAUUUGACAAGUUUAGUUACAAUAACUGAAAAAACAAAUAAAAUUUGCUAUGAGCGAGCUAGGAGCAAUUCACAGAUCUGGAGAAGACUGGAUAAGCUUCUUACCCGAACCUUUGCUAUGUCAGGUACUCUCUGAUCUUCCUACAAAGAUUGCUGUUCGAACUAGCAUAUUGUCCACUAGAUGGAGAAAUCUCUGGCUCUCGAUUCCUGUCUUGGAUGUAGACAUCGAUGAUUUCUUUGAUCUCACUACCUUCGUGAGUCUCGUCUCCAAGUAUCUAGAUUUCUCCACGGAGUCGAGCUUACACACGCUCAAGAUUACUUUCAAGAGGCAAGAGGUUGAUUUGUUCUCGAUCAAGUCGUGGAUCGAAACUGCAGUUUUGCGUAAAAUCCAACAUCUUGAAGUUGACUGUCGUAUGAGUUUUAUGUGUGAGGUAAUGCCUCUAAGCCUCUACUUAUGCGAGACUUUGGUUUCACUGAGACUCCAUUUCGUUGCGUUGCAUAGUUUCGAGUUUGUUUCUUUGCCUAAUCUCAAGGUGAUGCAUUUAGAAGAGAAUGUAUACGCUGACGAUGAGAUUCUGGAGAAUCUUGUCUCGUCCUGUCAGGUUCUUGGCACUGUUGUUAGAAAUGUAGAUGAGACUGUAAAGAUUUUACGGGUGCGCUCUCAAGCACUGAACAGUCUCAAACUCGUUCUUGAUAGUUCCAGGUCUUGGUAUAAUGAUGAUAGCGAAGGUUGGGAGGUUUUGAUUGAUGCUCCUCGGCUCAAGUAUCUGAGUAUUAAAGAUGAUCAGUCAGCGAGUUUUGUCAUAACCAAUCUGUGUUCAUCUGCAAAGGUAGAGAUUGGUGUCAGCUUUAAUGUGAACGAUAUUUGGGAUCUAGAUGACUCGUUGGAGAGAAUCAGCAGUGUCGGUAAAUUACUCACCGGGCUCUCGAAUGUAAGGGACAUGACUCUAAGUGGAACAACCUUGAAGAUCAUCUGUCAAUACUUGAAACACGAACCGAUGCCUCAGUUUCAUGACAUGACUCGUUUUCAAGCAAAGUUGUAUGUUUCUGAUUUGGAAAAGUUGCCAAGCAUUCUUGAAAGCUGUCCAAAUCUCCAAUCUCUUGUCUUGAAGCUGAAAGGUAUAACGGAUAAGGAGGAAAUUAGUUUCUCAUCAGUGCCAAAGUGUAUGCAAUCAAGCCUCGAGUACAUUGAGCUGAGAAGACCCAACUGUGGAAAUGCUGUAGUAGAGAUGAAGGUAAUAAAGUAUUUACUUGAGCAUUCGGGAGUCCUCAAGAAGUUCACGCUACGUGUGGACUGUCCUAUAAAGGCGCAAGAUCCUGUCGUCGUUAGGGAACUAAUGAGAUUCCGGAGAUGUUCUAGUGCUUGUGAAGUCAACGUUGGCAUACUUGAAGAUGACCCUUAGUAGGUCAUAGCAUCCGAUUUUUCAUCACGGUUUUGGUUUGGGAUUAGUAAUAAACUUUCUUUGAGAGCUUUCCAAAUAUCAAAUGGACUCUUUGUAGUUCUUUGAGGUCUAUGGACUCUUUGUAGUGAAGCAAAUGAUAAAGCAAAUGACGAAACAGAGUGAUC
Molecule: messenger RNA, 1827 nt
Organism: Eutrema salsugineum
Lineage: Eukaryota; Viridiplantae; Streptophyta; Magnoliopsida; Brassicales; Brassicaceae
Product: F-box/FBD/LRR-repeat protein At5g22660
Molecular function (GO): protein binding
Source: RefSeq, a predicted model, not a curated record